AGGCAAUGCUACGUUGGAUACCAGUUAUUUGUUCUGAUGCAAGGGGUUUGCCUGAACCCUACAUGCAAGUUGAUAAAAAAGCUCUAGAGGGUGAUGCUUUGGUGUUAUCUGAUCACAAACAAAAUUUUCUACUUCUUGAAAGAGCGGUAUCAACUAUUGAAUCACGUUAUACUACACGUGUUCUUAGAACCACUGCAUCGAUUCGUAAACGUUUGAAUGCAGAUAAUUUAACACAAAUCAUUAAAGAUGCUUACCCAAAAGAUUCUGCUGAUAAAAGUAGACUUUUAAGUUAUUUGGGAAAGGAGUCUGGAAUUAUGGAAGUUGACAUGGAUGAUGGAGUAAAUGGUGGUGGUCAAGGACACAUUAUACCUGAAAUUGAUCUUUAUCUCCAUUUGAUGGUGAUGAUAUAUUUAUUGGAUAAAAAAGAUUUCGAAAAGGGUAUUCAAUUGUCCAAUGAAACACGUCUAAAGAUCCAAAAAUUAAAUCGACGUACUUUGGAUCAAUUGUCUGCUCGUAUUUAUUUUUAUUAUGCAAGAUUUUAUGAGUUAACAGGAAAUUUGGGAGAAAUAAGACCAGUUUUGUUAGCAGCUCAUAGAACAGCUACAUUGCGACAUGAUGACGAUACUCAGGCCACAUUACUCAAUCUUUUAUUGAGAAAUUAUUUCCACUAUAAUCUUUAUGAUCAAGCUGACAAACUUGUCACUAAGACCACUUUUCCGGAAUCAUCUGCUAACAAUCAACAGGCUCGAUAUAUGUAUUACCUAGGACUUAUCAAGGCCAUUCAGCUUGAUUAUACAGCUUCACACACUCAUCUAUUACAAGCAAUUCGUAAAGCACCUCAAAAUUAUACUACAGCUGGCUUUCAACAAACAGUUUAUAAAUUAUCAAUUAUUGUACAACUACUUAUGGGAGAGAUUCCCGAACGAGCUUUGUUUAGACAACCUGUAUUAAAGAAACCAUUGGUUCCAUAUUUAAAGCUUGUUCAAGCUGUAAGAAUUGGUGAUUUAUCAAAAUUCCAAGAGGCCUUGGCAAAAUAUGCUGAAGUUUUUCGUAAAGACAAAAAUUAUACAUUGAUUUUAAGGCUUCGACAUAAUGUAAUAAAAACAGGAAUUAGAAUGAUUAGUUUAUCAUACUCGCGAAUAUCUUUACGUGAUAUUUGUUUCAAAUUACACCUAGACAGCGAGGAAGAUGCUGAAUAUAUUGUUGCAAAGGCUAUUCGUGAUGGUGUGAUUGAUGCUACUUUAGAUCAUGAAAAAGGAUUUAUGAAAUCAAAGGAAAAUGCAGAUAUUUAUUCAACCAAUGAACCACAAAUUGCUUUUCAUCAACGUACUAGUUUUUGCUUAAAUCUUCAUAAUGAAUCAGUCAAGUCAUCAAAACAUAGAAGGAAAAGUUGGAGUAGUUAUACUGAUUCAUGUCUUGAAUCAGCAGUAAACACUUUUGGAACAAGCAAGGAUUGGAGUGACUAUUGUAGAACAGUUUUCAAUACUAGUUUGAUUAUAGGCAUAAUAAGUGUCAUAAUUGUAUUUUUAUUUUCGGCAUAUUUUGUAAUAGUAAUUAGAUCUUAUAAAUUAAAGAAAAGAGCAAAAGAAGAAAAAAGUUAUCAUACUGUUGAACCUAAUUAA
Entrophospora candida is the source of this 1622-nucleotide messenger RNA. Lineage: Eukaryota; Fungi; Glomeromycota; Glomeromycetes; Entrophosporales; Entrophosporaceae. The record is from the annotation of a GenBank genome assembly.